Linepithema humile (Argentine ant) is the source of this 1302-nucleotide messenger RNA. It is a transcript of the gene mRpL3, whose product is annotated as mitochondrial ribosomal protein L3. Gene Ontology annotation, cellular component: ribosome; mitochondrial large ribosomal subunit. Gene Ontology annotation, molecular function: structural constituent of ribosome. The record is from RefSeq and is a predicted model, not a curated record. Lineage: Eukaryota; Metazoa; Arthropoda; Insecta; Hymenoptera; Formicidae. Gene Ontology annotation, biological process: translation.
CUUAAAGUGAGGUGGUCGGCUUUUCUAAUAUAAUAAAUACAUGGUUCUCUUCUUUUAGGUUAAAUAUCUAUAUGUACAAAAUUUAGUACGCGCGAAAACUGUAAGAUUAGUUUAUUAAGAAUGACAUCGCUUUUAAAAAAUAUUAAUGGACUUCAACUUUUUCACAAAUGCUUGAAACAAAGUAUCAAUGUGACUUCUAUUCCAAAGCGAGAAAAGUAUAUACCUAGUCUUAAAACUAGGUAUCGUCUCCCACAGUGGCUUCCAAAACCACUACAUGUUCGGCAUGACGAACGUUUAACAGAAGAUAAUAAACAGUUUCUUGAAGAAGUAGUUCAAGAUAAAUAUGGUCCACCUAAUAUUGGAUUUGGAAUGAGUCUUUCCCCUUUGAAAAUAGAUCCAAUUGAACCAAUAACAGAAUGGAAACCAAAUAUGAAACGUACUGGUUUAAUUGCUAAAAAAAUAGGAAUUUAUCCAUUAUGGUUGAAAAAUGGAAAAAAGGUUACCUCAACAUUACUUCAGAUCGUUGAUAAUGAAGUAGUAAAAUAUAUACCACCAGAGAAGUUUAAUCCAGUAAUAAGCUCCAAACCUGCAAUACAAAUUAAAAACAGAUUGGGAUGUCUUGUAGUAGGUGCAGAAAAUAUAAAUCCACAAUUGGUCACUAAAGAAUAUUAUGGUAUCUUUAACGACACUGGAGUUAUGCCAAAACGUAUACUAAGAAGAUUUAUGAUAUCUCCGGAAGCGGCAUUACAACCAGGAACUCCAUUGUUUGCUGCACAUUUUAAAAUAGGAGACGUCGUCGAUAUCCGUGCAAAGACGAUAGACCGUGGCUUUCAAGGUGUUAUGAAACGAUGGGGCUUUAAAGGCAUGCCUGCCAGUCAUGGUGUAACCAAAACUCACAGAAGACCCGGAAAUAUCGGGUCAGGUGGCACAAAAGCCCGAGUCAUGCCUGGCACCAAAAUGCCAGGACACAUGGGUAAUAGGUGGCGUAUUCUUAGAGGCGUUCGGAUUCUACGAAUAAAUACGAAGUAUAACAUAAUUUGGGUCCUGGGACAAAAUAUACCUGGCGAAACCAACACUUACUGUUACAUGUUUGAUACAAUACUUCCUCUGAGGCGACAUAAGGAAGCGCCGAAUUUCCCUACUUAUUUACCAAGCAUUACCGAAGAAUCGCUUCCUGAGGAAAUGUAUGCAGAUGAUGUACAUCGAUUUAUUGAUCCCACGAUAGAAUUUAAAGAAGAGUCUUAAUUAUGUGUGUAUAUAUAUAUAUAUUCGUAUAUUACAUUAAAAAAAUGUAUAAUUCCA